CCAGUCCAUAAUGGUGAGAAAAAUGGAAAAAGGAGCUUAUGACCAACAGCAAGAUGGACAGGCUCAUGUUACUGGAGUGAUGGGGGAAGGACUAAAGGACCAGAUCAGAGAUAAAUUGGGAGAAAGACUUAGGAUAACUUUAAACCUUACUGAAUGCAUUCAAGAACGCAUGACUAGAGGGGCAUCAAUAGAAUACAUAUCUCCUUAUGAGAAUAGUAAAACCCAAUUUGUUUACAAAAGCCACGUCCAAAAUGCAAGACUUAAUUACUGAGGAGGCUGUAAUUCGAAAAAAAUUUGACUGCCGAAAUGGUUAGAUAAACCUUCAAAAGUCAGGACUUAAUUCCUUUUAAUUAGCAAUGCUUCCCCAGUGCGCAUGCGGAGCGUGGACUUCUUUCCCCCGCUUCCUUCCCGUUAUGUCUCUACUCCAGGCUCUUCCCGCAUGCGCACUAAUGUCUUCCCAGCUAUACGAUUGCAAGGGAGAAAAAAAAAAACCACGUCGUUUUCCUGAGGCUUUUUUUUUGUCCCUUGCCAGCGCUCGUCCGCCGACGCAUGCGCCCUUUUUUGUUUUCUUCCUCAGGCACCUCCCCUUGCUCAGGCUCCUCCCCCAAGCCUCCAUCCGUUUCCUGUCAGGAGCGGAUGGCCGAGGCUGGGCCCGGCUCGGAGCGGGCCGUCUUCGCUGAGCAUCGGCGGACGCUUCGUUCGCGCGCUCCGGCUUCCUGAGAGCCGACGCGAGAAGGCGUAACAAAAGAAAAGAAAGAAAAAGAAUUCGAGACCGCUGUCAGCGCGAUAAUGCACCAUGGGACCGGUUCACAGAAUGCACAGCGCCAGCUCCAGAGGUCUCGAUCCUUCACCGGCAGUGAGAGUGAAGACCAGCAGGCCAAUUUACCACAGUCCCCGGCUCCUUCUUUUGCUCCUUCGGCCAGCCCUUCUGCCCCUCAGUCUCCUGGCUACCAAAUCCAGCAGUUUAUCAUGAGCCGAAGCCCGGUGGCAGGGCAGAACGUCAACAUCACCUUGCAGAACGUGGGACCUGUUUCUACCGCCAAUCAGCAGAUCACCCUGACCCCGUUGCCCAUCCCGAGCCCAACUUCCCCCAGUUUUCAGUUCAGUCCUCAACAAAGACGGUUCGAUCAUGGCUCGCCCUCCUACAUCCAGGUCACUUCUCCGUUGCCCCCUCAGGUUCAGUCGCAGAGCCCCACCCAGCCCAGCCCGGUGUCCGUUCAGACCAUUUCAAGCGUCCGAGCGGGCACCCCGGGUCCCGGCUUGGGCAUGUGCAGCCAGAGCCCAACGCGAGGCUUUGUGGACGCCAGUGUGUUGGUGAGGCAGAUCAGCCUGAGCCCUUCCAACGGCGGGCACUUCGUGUACCAGGAAGGGUCGGGCCUCACCCAGAUCGCUCAAAGCGCCACGGCUCAGGUCCAGCUUUCAUCCUCCGGCACCUCGUCGACCGUCCGAGAGCGCCGACUGUCCCAGCCCCAUUCUCAAACAGGAGGGACCAUCCACCAUCUUGGACCUCAGAGCCCCGUGGCUAGCGGAGGAAAUAUCCAAGGUUUGCCUAACUCUGGUCACAUUACCACCAGCAACCUGCCGCCACAGAUCAGCAACAUUAUCCAAGGGAUGCAGCAACAGCAGCAACAGCAGCAGGGGCAGCCUCCCAACAGACCUUUGGGCUUCGACAGGAGUUCUGCCGGAUUAAUUGCUGGGGUGGGAGGCCCCGCUUUCGGCAUCACCUCUCCACCGCCCCCCACAAGCCCUUCCCGGGCCAGCAUCCCUCAAGGGCUCACCGGCCACUCGCUGGCCCCCUCGGUCUGCACCGUGGUGAAAAAAACCAAAAAAGUCGAGGAAAUCCCGCCGGCCACUCCGGAAGCGGCUCAGAUGAGGAAGCAGUGCCUGGAGCACCACUUCAAGCAGAUGGAGGCUCUGAAAGACGCUUUCAAAGAGUACUUGGUCGAGUUGUUUUUCCUGCAACACCUGCAAGGGAACAUGAUGGACUUCUUGGCCUUUAAGAAGAAGCAUUGCCUGCCGCUGCAGGCCUACCUUCGGCAGAACGACUUGGAUCUGGAGGAGGAGGAGGAGGAAGAGCAGUCGGAGGUCAUCAACGACGAGGUAAAGGUUGUGACAGGAAAGGAUGGGCAGACUGGUACUCCUGUUGCUAUAGCAACCCAGCUUCCUCCAAAUGUUUCUGCUGCUUUUUCAACUCAGCAGCAACCGUUUCAGCAGGCCCAUGCAGGGGCUCCAGUAACGGGAACUGUCAAUGCCAUAGAAAUCGAAGCGUUUAAGAGACAGCAAGCUCUUACAUCAGCAGAUUCGUCUAAGAGACCCCGAAUUGAAGUGGGCCGUCAUGGGAUGGUUUUUCAGCAUCCAGGCGUGGCUUCAGGAGUCCCUCUUCAACAGCUCAUGCCAACUGCACAAGGGGGAAUGCCUCCCACCCCUCAAACCGUGAAGCUGAUGGGUCAGAAGCAGAGCCAGCAACAGUACGACCCUUCCAAAGGGCCCCCGGUGCAGAAUGCAGCCAGCCUUCACACCCCACCGCCUCAGCUGCCCGGUAGAAUGCAGCCCACCAACGUGUCAAUCAGCUCCCACCCUCCAACGCUGCAGCUGGCACCCCAGGCGGCUCAGAUGAAUGACCCUCCCAUGCAACAGGCGGCGAUUCACGUCAAAGCUCAGUCCCAAAACGUGAUGGUCACUGCGGCUGCUGUGUCCCAUGGCCAGGUUCAAGCACCGUCUCAGCCACAAGGGCAGCCGGCAACGCACGGACCGGGUCAGAUGACACCCCCCUCCCAGGUGGCGGCCUCUCAAACUCCAGCCCCACAGCAGAUCACAACUCUCUCUCGUCCCUCAUCCGACUCUAACCAAAACUCCCAGCGCAUUUCGUCAAGUGUGGUUCCUCCUACCUCAAGCAACCCACCAACUUCUGCUUCCAACCCUGCCCCACAAACAACACACUCAACCCAAGCCAGCAGGUCCUCGCCAGGAGCAAUUAAGUCAACAUCUCCCGUGGCCUCCAAACCCCCAGGGUUGGCCGUGGCAGCAACCCCCAAAACUCAGAACACAACACAAAAUACCGCAACAGGUCAGGAUAGCACACACGAGAAGUUGGCUGAACAAGUGAAGUUGGUGAGAGUUUUUCUGUCUCUUCUGAUGCCAAAGGAACAUGAACUAAUGGAACGCAGUGGCUCUGUGGCUAAGCACUCGGAAGAUGAAGAGGAGACAAUAGAAGAGCAGGAAAAGAAGGAAGGGAAUGUCAACCAUCAGAUGGAGCUGUCCACGCUGGCGAAGGAAGCUGAGCUGCCUUUGGAUGAUCUGAUGAAGAUGUACGAAGGAGCCUUCGCUGAGAACUUUCACUGGCCGCAGCCGAAGCCAGAAGAGGAGACAAGCGAAGAAGAAAUGGAAGAUCACCCGGCCGAAAGGGAACUCUUUCAAAAGGAGGUCAUCUCGAUUGAAUCUCUGCUCAGCAUCGAGCAGUACAAGGGGGCCGAGAGAAUGAUGGCCAGCAAGAACCGCGGGCGAGAUAUAGCCGAAGUGGCCGCCACAGCGGAAGCCCUGUUGCCAAAAGGCAGCGCCCGGAUCACCACUGCGGGGAUUGGGGUCCUCACCUUGUUGUCGUCCGAAGUUGUAACAUUCUGAAGUGGGAACUAGAGCUCAAACGUUGGUGCCCUGGCCUAAAGGUCCUGCUGUACAUCGGUACCCAGCGAGAACUAAGAAUGAAAAGACAGUCAGUACCGCUUACUUCUGAUCGAUACCCCUCUGCACAACACCUUGAUGGAACUGUGGACCAUGGUACACUUCCUGAUUCCAGGAAUCUCCAAAGCUUACCUGGAUUUCCCAGUGAAAGCAGCCAACGAGGAGAAUCAAGACUACUGCCAUAAGCUCGUCAUCAGGCUGCACAGGAUGAUCCAGCCAUUCAUCCUGCGCAGAUCCAAAAGGGACGUGGAGAAGCAGCUGACAAAGAAGUACGAACACGUCCUCAAGUGCCGGCUUUCCAACCGGCAGAAAAUGAUGUACGAAGACGUCAUCCUCCAGCCCGAGACCCAAGAUGCUGUAAAAAGUGGGCACUUCGUCAGUGUUCUUCAUGUCUUGAUGCAGCUGCAGAAGAUCUGCAACCGUUGCAGACCUGAGUCUCUUUGACCUGAUUGGACUCGAGAAGAAAAUGACGCGGUAUGAAUCCCAGGUGGUGCCCAAACAAAAAAUAACCCGGAAGCUCAUCGAAGAGAUCUACACCUCUCCCCUGCCGCCUCCCAGGCCGCCUCCCGUCAAGCUGAAGCCCAACAGCCACCGUUGCCGUCUCCUCGGCUGCCACUGCCGCGCCACCACAAUUGCAGUCUUCCUCCAGUGUUCCUCCACCUCCUCCUCUUCCUCUUCCUCCUCCAAGACAUCCGCCAGCAAUGACCUUCGCCAACGCAACUAGCCCGGCCCAUCCAGUGAAACUGCGGGGCCAGGCUACCACCCAGGGCCUCCAGCUAGGGCAGGCCCAGCCACAGGCUCCCCCACCCACCAUCCAACAGAGUGUCCAGCCUCAGAGGCUCCUGUUAACCAGUCAGGCACAGGCUCGGUUACCCAGUGGUGAAGUGGUCAAAAUAGCCCAGCUGGCUUCCAUUGCAGGGGCACAGGGCCGGAUCACACAGCCGGAGACACCGGUGACGCUGCAGUUCCAGGGAAACAAAUUCACUCUGUCUCACAGCCAACUCCGCCAGUUGACCGCAGGACAGCCUCUACAACUGCAAGGCAGUGUCCUGCAAAUAGUUUCGGCUCCGGGUCCCCAAUAUCUCCGACCUCAGGGCCCCGUGGUGGUGCAGACGGUGCCCCAGCCAGGAACUGUCCAAAAUGCUCUCAACGCACUUGGGAACCAGCACACAGUGGGGUUGCAGACUUCAUCAGGAACUCAGCCAGGAAGAACCAUGGGCGCUAAUAUGGCAUCGGGAGACUCUGCUUCCUCCCUGAAGUCUGGCAUUCAUGGCGGUCAUUCACAGGAGUCGUUUGAGGAGAAAAACAGGCUUCUGAAGGAACGCUUGGACCGGAUCUUCUCUUGCAACGAACGGCGUUGCUCCAGAGCUCCCGUCUACGGCAAGGAUGUCCGUAGGAUUUGCUCCCUGGUGGGCAACUCCAACACAACAACACCUCAGUUCUCCGCCAGAACCAGAAAAUGGAGCUGGGCUGGUUUCGUCAACUGCGGUCUCUCCAAAGAUCAUCAAGACCCUCUAGGAGGGUUGACCUGCCAGCUGGAACAGCAGCAGCAGUCCUUGAGGGACACCAUCGACAGGGCACUCUGUGCGUUGCCCGCUGCUGUGGCCGCUCCUCCGUCUUUGCACGUGGCGAGGCUUCCCCCUGCUUACAGCCACCGGAUGAAACUCCUCCGGCACAACCUGAAGGAGAAGGCGUUGCCGUACCUGAAGCAGCUGCAUCAGCUGACCAUGCCCCGGCUGCUGCUUCCCUUCCCUGACCUCCGUCUGAUCCAGUACGAUGCAGGGAAGCUGGAAGCCCUGGCGGUCUUGCUCCAGAAGCUGAAGUCAGAAGGGCGAAGGGUGCUGAUCUUGUCGCAGAUGAUGCUCAUGUUGGACAUCUUGGAACGGUUCCUCAACUUCCAUUUCCUCACCUACGUGAGAAUCGAUGAGUGUGCAAACCAGGAAGAGCGCCAGGAGCUGAUGAAAACCUUCAAUCGAGACAAACGGCUCUUCUGCGCCAUCCUCUCCUCCCACAGCCGCUCCACGGGCGUCAACCUGGUGGAAGCCGACACCGUCGUGUUCUAUGACAACGACUUAAACCCGGUGAUGGAAGCCAAAGCUCAGGAGUGGUGUGAUCGGAUUGGCCGGUGCAAGGAUAUCCACAUUUACAGGCUGGUCAGUGGGAACUCGGUCGAAGAGAAGCUCUUAAAAAACGGGACAAAGGAUCUGAUCCGAGAAGUAGCCGCUCAGGGAAACGACUACUCCAUGGCCUUUUUAACGCAGCAAACAAUUCAGGAACUUUUUGAAGUUCACUCACCAAUGGAGGAUUCGGGCUUCCGGGUGAAAGCCGAAGAAUUCGUCAUGCUGUCACAAGAGCCGUCUCCAUCCGAAACCAUCUCCCCCAAAGUGGCCAGGCCUUUCAUAGAGGCUCUGAAAAGUACCGAACGAGAGGAAGAGGAGAAGGAGGAGGAAGAGGAGAUGGAAGAGGACGAGGAGAACGAGGAGUGGAAUUCGCGUGUCCGGGAUGGAGAGAGCGAGUCGGCGUUGAGACCUCUGGUUUCAGAACUCGGGAAGGCACAAUAUCUUGAGCAACCUUCUCUGCUGCAGGAACUGGUGGCCGUGGUCGAUCAGCUCACCCCCAUUGAAAAGUAUGCCUUGAAUUAUUUGGAAUUCUUUCAUGUUUCCGCUGAGGAGAAUGAAUCUAAAGAAAAUGAGGUGGAAACAAGGACGGCAAAACGGAAAUGGGAGUCUCAGCACCUGAAAGAGCUGAGAGAGGAAGAGGAGAAAACGCUCCUGCAAGGGAAAGAGGAAGAGCUUUUCACUUACACUCGAGAAGAUGCCUAUAACAAAGAGUAUUUUUACGAAGGACCAGAUGGACAAACUGAAAUAAUGCCACUCCUAGCCGUAGGAAGGAAGAAGAAGCAGCGUCAUGGAGAAAUUGUCAUCCCUCCUCGCUCCCUCUUUGAUCGUGCCACUCCGGGGAUGCUGAAAGUACGACGGGAAGGCAAGGAGCAAAAGAAGAACAUCCUGCUGAAACAGCAGACCCCGUUCGCCAAGCCCUUGCCCACCCUCGCAAAGCCGGCGGCGGAGGCCGGCCAGGACAACCCCGAGUGGCUGAUCAGCGAAGACUGGGCUCUCCUCCAGGCCGUCAAGCAGCUGCUGGAACUCCCACUCAACCUGGCCAUCAUGUCCCCUGCGCACACCCCCAACUGGGACCUAGUGAGCGACGUGGUGAACUCCUGCAGCCGGGUUUACCGCUCCCCCAAGCAGUGCCGCAACCGCUACGAGAACGUCGUCAUUCCCCGCGAAGAAGGGAAGACAAAAAACAGUCGCCCACUUCGGACCAACCAGCUGUACGCCCAGGACGAAGGUGCGUCGCACACCCAUCUCUACACAAACCAUUUCGAGAUCAUGAAACUGAUUGCUGGGAAAAGGAGCCCACCCAUCAAACCCCUGCUUGGCAUGAAUCCUUUCCAGAAAAACCCGAAACACACUUCAGUCCUUGCAGAAAGUGGGAUCAACUAUGAUAAGCCACUGCCUCCAAUUCAGGUUGCAUCUCUCCGAGCAGAGCGCAUUGCAAAGGAAAAGAAGGCUCUGGCAGAACAGCAGCGAGCUCAACAACAAGCCACUCCACAACAACAGCAGCAGCAGCAACAGCAGCAGCAGCAACAGCAGGCCGGACAGCAAACCGCUCAGCCAUUGGCGGGGCAGCAAGCACAAUCUCAGCCCCAGGCACAAGGCCAGAGCAUCCAGCAGCCUCAAGGUGGGCUGCAGACGGCCGCCACCACGGUGGCAAGCACAGCUGUGUUGGCUGGCACCAUGAAACCCACAGUGACCGGGACCAACAUACAGACAGCCACUGUGAGCGUCAACACCAUAACCGGAGUCCCCGCAACUACGUUUCAACCCAUCAACAAGCGGUUGGCUUCACCCAUUAUUCCUGGGACGCUGGCGACGUCGGGCUCAGGAACGACCACUGCUCAGGUGGUCCAUUCCCAGCAGAGAGCCACCGGCACGUCAGCUGCCUCUACGGAACUGGUCACCCUCACGUCUACGCCCGGAGUCCGAGCAGUCACUUCAGUGACUGCCUCCGCUGUGGUGACCACUAACCUGACUCCAGUCCAGACCCAGCCAAGGUCUUUGGUCACUCAGGUGACCCCAGCUGCUGCAGCCAGCGUCCAGCUCUCUGGGAAGACCAUCCCUCAAAAUCACUUCCAGCUCCUACGCCAGCAGCAGCAACAGCAAGCAACAGGACAGGUGCAAGUUCCCCAGAUCCAAACCCCAGGCCAGACCCCAUCACAACCCCAGAUUAAGACUGUCGGCAAGAUCUCCCAGGUGAGGAAGAAGAGGGUCUCUGCGUCUGUGACGCGCGUCGCUGCUUCUCAGCUCCAAGCCCAGAGCCAGAUCCCGGGUCAGACGCCUCAAGCAGCCCAAGUGGCUUUGGCCAAGCCGCCUGUGAUGUCCGUCCCGGUGGUGUCGUCGGCAGGGGUGACCGCCCUCCCCGUGACCGUCUCCGGAAUCAGCGUGGCGAUUGGGCAGCCCCAGAAAGCAGCAGGAGGGCAGGCAGUGAUGGCUCAGCCGCUCCACGUGCAACAGUUUUUGAAGGUGAAACAAGCUCAGCACCACCAGGCAGCCCAGCAGAAGAUCAUCCAGCCCCAGGUGGCCCAAGGACAGGCAGGUGUUCAACAGAAGGUCACCGUUCAGACCCAGCAGCCAGCAUCUCAGCAGCAGAAAGUCUAUGCCACCCAGCCGGCCAUCAAAGCCCAAUUCCUACCAACGCCGAUUUCUCAGCCCCAGAAGACAGGUGGGGCACAACAGGUCCAGACCCAAAUACAGGUGGCCAAAAUCCCACAGGUCGUCUCCCAACAAGCAGCGGUGGCUAAUAUCCAGCAGGUGGUUUCGGUUUCCCAACAGGUUCAAGCUCAACCCCAAACAGUCACCUUGUCCCAGACCACAGCGGGACAACACCAAGUCCAGGUCAUCCCAGCCACCACUGCCACGGCUCAGGUCGUCCCCCAGAAACUGAUCCAACAGCAAGUGGUAACCACCGCCUCCCCCCAGAUCCAAGCUUCGGUCGUGCCAAACCCUGCCCAGGCGCCUGCCCCACCCGACGGGCAGAGUCAGCAAACGAAAGUGCAGAUGAGAGCACCCGUCCGGUUAAAGGCUCCGAACAAACCCAGUUGAGCCCUCCCAACUUUUCGUGGCAGCAAGCCAGGGAGAGAGAGAGAGAGAGAGAGAGCUUCUCUAGGUGGUCUCCCGUCUGACAAGAUUGGAGGUUUGGCUUCUCUCCUGCAAAACUUCUUACUCGUCUGCGCCAGAAAGGGCCGUUUCCCCUGCUCUCCUCCAGACUUCUCUGCUUCCCGGAGAGAUCCGUGGCUUUCGAAGCCGACCCCAAGGAAACGCCGUUCUCGCGAACUCUGCCGUUAGCCCAACCGCUCAUCGAUGCUCACUGCCCUUUCGGUGGAAACCCCGCAAAGUUGCUUCUCCAGUGUCGUGGGUAGCAACGCCGGUCGUUAUGGUCCUCCCCUGUGAGAAGGGGGAAAUCUUUUUAGAACUUUGUGGGGUACAAAGCUGGACACUAUCCGGGCCUCGCAUGUCCAAGUGGGAGGUGGGGGUGGGGGGGAGGACAGAAAGUUUUGUCCAAAGCAAGAGGUCUCCAACCUUGGCAACUUGGAAGCCUGUCGGACUUCAACU
Molecule: messenger RNA, 9350 nt
Organism: Thamnophis sirtalis
Lineage: Eukaryota; Metazoa; Chordata; Lepidosauria; Squamata; Natricidae
Source: RefSeq, a predicted model, not a curated record